Messenger RNA from Plasmodium gonderi, 909 nucleotides. RefSeq names its product variable surface protein. Lineage: Eukaryota; Apicomplexa; Aconoidasida; Haemosporida; Plasmodiidae. Bases 1 to 909 code for a protein of 302 amino acids. The record is from RefSeq and is a predicted model, not a curated record. The transcript is spliced from 3 exons.
AUGGCUACGCGGACGUAUCUGAAUCAAUAUUUCGAUUUUAAGGAUAUAUUUCCUAUAUGUAUGAAGGAGUUUAAUGAUAUUGAAAAAGAAAAGGAUAAUAAAAUUUACGCUGAUGAUUUUUAUUCUGUGUGUCAUUCAAUUGAAACAGAAUUAAAUUUUAAAUCUUCAGAUUUUAGAAAAUUUUGUGUUUGCUUUAGUAACUAUUUGCAACAUAUAAAUAAUGCUAAAGUUAAAAAUAUAGAACCAUAUUGUAAAUAUUUCAACUACCUACUAAAAGAUCUGCUAUCUUAUUAUUAUGGAUCAUCUUGUUCAGGAGAAAAGAACUGUUACAAAGAAAUGAUAAAAAUAUUCGAAAGAAGUAGCAAGAAUGACAUGAAUAUAUGUGAGCUUUAUGUAAAUAAUCUUGAAGCUAAUGUAUAUGAAGUAUUGAAUUAUCUCAAUUCCCUUUAUAAUGAUCUUGAUGAAUUAAAAAGACAUAAUAAAACAUGCAUUUCCAGUAAUAGAUGCCUUAGAAAUUAUACUGAAUUUUUACAAAAAUAUAAUGGAAUGGAAAAUGACAGUCUAAAAAAUGUUAUAGAAAUUGUUAAAGAACAUUUUUUUCCAUAUAUCAAGUUAGAACAAGAAACAGUAGUGAUGCAAAAACAGUUACAUUCAUACACUAUGAUAAGUGCAACAAAGGUGAUCCUAAUUGUAUGUAUUAUUACACUUGCAACAAUGUUUAUUCCGUUUAUUUUGUAUAAAAACACAUCGUGUCGCUUAUAUAUAGAACCAAGAAUAGGGAGGUUAAAAGAAAUUUGGCAUAAAAAAAGUAAACAGGCUUUAAAAAUAUUAAAACAUUUUGAAAAUGAUUUUGAAGAAUUGAUGGAUAAUAAUUCAAAAAUAACAUAUAAUACUUUAUAUUACCCCUAG